Molecule: messenger RNA, 3601 nt
Organism: Neurospora crassa OR74A
Lineage: Eukaryota; Fungi; Ascomycota; Sordariomycetes; Sordariales; Sordariaceae
Exons: 2
Coding region: 1365-2924 (519 amino acids)
Source: RefSeq, a predicted model, not a curated record
GGAAAUCCAUCUCGAUAUCUCCAAAUUCGAUCGGCUUGUCCCUCCCUCUCUUUUGUCGCUACUACAUACCAAGAAAUGCAAUAUCAAAUGCUCACAUGCGCUCUCGGCACGGAGGUUGCGCCGGUGCAAUUGGGCCGUAUUCUAUCUAACCUAAGCCACGCCCAACGGGCAUGCAAACAAGGGGACCCGGGCCCUUUCCUUGGAUCAACCUCCCAAAUGUUAGCAUGGAUGGACAUGGCGAUGGGCAUUCCAACGGCAUGUGCACACUGCGAUGCGCCGACGGGAGAUCACGAUCGCAGCGCCAAGCAAUAGAGAAGAAAAAAAAAACUGCUACUCCGGCACUAGCAUCCCAAUAUAAUGAAUAUCCCACACCAUCCCCGCGCGGGCUGUCUGGGAUGUGUCUGGGAUGAAAGACGAAGAAGCUAUAAAAGUAGUCGGCCGCCAGGGCGCGGGUCGCAUAUGCGACCACCAUUUUCUGUUGCGGCAACCCAACUAAGGAAGUGUGUUCAAAAAUGACGAUUGUUGGCAACUUGGGGUAAUUGUAGGGCGACCCUCCACAGCCUGAACUCGACCACUCGCAGCGCAACAACCGCCGCGCAGCUAUUCCCGGGACAAUCAGUUACCACGUACGGACACGAACAACAAGCACAACCACUCUCGACUUCUCUUGUUGAGCCCCAAACGCGGCAUCGGCCCUGCAGAUCCAGAGCUGUCAAUUGGUGUACUAGGUAGUCGGCAUCCUGUUCCGUCCUGGGCAGGGCGGCAGACGCGUGCAGAUACUUGUUGUAGCAGAGCAGACAGCUGCACCAAGUGACAGACAGGUUGGGCGGCCGACAGCUGAGCUGCCCGCCCGUGUGCUGCUCUCCAAUCACGGCUCCAUCGCCUGCGUCAUCGGACGCCAAGCAUCUCUCCAGCACCACCCAGAAGCACCGCCAACCUCAAAAGCACUGGGCUGCACCAUCAAACAUCACUGACCACUAGCACCACCGAGGCGGGAAGAUCCAAUAACCAAAGUCACCUCUCCAUCACUGUGCCGCGACCGACUCCUUCGACGACAACUCGAGUCUCUCGGUAGCUCGCCUCGAAACGCCUUUCAUCUCGUGAAAAAAAGUUACAGGAACACGGCAACAACACACGCUCGUUUUUAGGUUUUGGCGAUUCGCAGGGAACGCACUGCACCACACCACCACCACCACCACCACCACAACGUCACACCCCGCGCCCCGUCCAACCUCAACAGAAGCACAAGCUUGUCCAACACCUGUACCUGUCUGUACCUGUCACAGCGAUUUGCAUUCAAAAGUCGUGGUUGCGCUCCGCGUUUUCAACUCGGGAGCUAAAGAACUGCAUCGAGCACCGCCGGAAUGAUGGCAGGCAGCUACAUUCCCCACGACAAUGGCCUGGGAGAGAUGCCCACCUCCCAAGUCCAUCCGAACGACGCCCUUCAAGCAUGGGAUACCCAAAAUCUCGUCUCGAGUCCAUGGACACAGCCCGGCAUGAGCGUUCCCAUGCCCGUGGUUACAGAAGGUGUCCCCUUCAACGCCUGGGAGAAUCAGCAAACACCGACAGGCACCCCGCGAUGGGGCGGCCAUGAUCCAAAUGCCUCCAUGUUCGCCGCCGACUGGAGUGUUGCUUCAGUGACGCCUUCUCACGAACCAUAUCCCCAUGGCGGCGACUAUUUUGGCACAGCGGCGAUUACGCACUCCAUGUCGCCUGAGGAGUCCAUGUCCUACCCAAAUGCUUCAGCGGGUUGGGAGACGGGUAGCCAGCCGGCUCUUUCUCCCUAUACCGAGUUUCCCGACUUUGCCGCCUUGAGGAGGAGCGAAUCUGCCGAGAUCAAGAUCGAACCCAGCAACCAGCGCCUAGUACCGCUCAUGCAGAAAUCCAGUGUCAACGAACCAGCAUCUCCAGGGGGUCAGGCGAGGAGAGCAGGGAAACUAAACUUGAUGCCAACUGGACCCCAUCACAGGAAGGUCAAAUCAACCAGCAAGAUUGGGAAACCGGACAGCAAGCCGAAGCUCGCGGCAGCAAGUGCGUUGAACACGGCAGUUCUCCAGUCGCAGAUGAAGCGCAAACAUCCUGGCCCUAUCCCCAACUUCCCAGGCCGACCAAACAUCAUGCAGACCAUGCAGACCCAUACUCCCGGAGUUAGCGGCCCUGUGGCUUGGAUGGCAGAUUAUCAAGUACAUGCACGCAACGCCUACUCAACACCGACGACGCCUAUAGGUGGACUUGGCGCUCAACCGAUAACGCCGAUGGGAAUGCCCAUGGGGAUGGGCAACGGUAUGAGUAACGUCAUGGGAAAUGGAAUGCCCAACGGAAUGCCCAACGGUAUGCCUGACAACGGCAUGGGAAUGGGCAUGAACAUGGGCAUGCCCGUAACAAACAUGCACGGCGGCAUGUCCAUGGGAAUGGGAUCAGCGGGCAUGGUGAUGACUUCGGGUAUGGCCUCCCCAGCACCUCUCCCAAUACCGUCACCAUACAUGCAGCAACCACCACAACAACCCAUGACCGGCGAUCCCGGAGUAGGAAUGGGAAUGAGGGUACCAGGAACUCCCGGAGGCCGGGGCCAGCAUCGGCCCAGCAACACCAUGGCUACAAUAGCCAUGAGCCAAGACCCCCGCGCCGCCGCCGAGCAGAUCCGGAAGGACGCCUGGCAAGUGUGCGAGCGUGAGCGCGUCGAGAUGCUGCAGCGCCGGCUGAUGCUGACGGAACACGAGCGCGGCAUGCUCGAUCAGGAGACCAACAUGUUGCAGCUCAACUUGGGCAAGAUGCGUCAGGUCGUGGCGAGACAUCAUCAAGAGCUGGAAGAGGCGGUCGAGCGGGCGCGGAAGUUGAAUGAAGGAUCCUCCUCUCCUCCCCAGGAGGGCCAGCACGAUGAGGACGAGGAGGAGGUUGCAGGGCUCCCACAGACCCAGGGGUAGGGACAGGGGACAGGUAACCGAAGACAGUUAAAGUGUAGAAACGCGGACUGGUCUCGGUCUUCUGUGGCUUUGACCUGACCUCGCUUCUUGUUUUCCACUGCUUGAGGUAUCUUGCGGUCCUCAGCUUCAACUCUCCAGAUCAAGUCUCGGGACUUGGUCUUGGACUGAUUGCUGGACUGACUGUUGCACUGACUGUUGCACUGAUGCUUGAACUAGCCUCGACCUGGCCGUUGUUAGUGACCCGUGUACAUUAAUUGUAAUGAUAAUGACGGAUCAAUAAAGGUUUGCGUAGGGAUGGGUGGGAUCAAAUGGUAAAGGAGGCUCAAUUGAUUGUUUUUUUUUCUUGCUUGGGUUGGAAUUCAAGGCGUAUAUCGGCCGUUCGGUUUGGUUGGCUCUUUGCUAAGAUUUCAGGUUGUUCAAUUCUUUUUUGCUGAAACAAUUUAUCCAUACUACACAUAUACAAGAGAGGUGUUAGCGGUGCGAUUUUUGUUGAAUGGGCUGAGGUAAAUUGUUUUUCUUGUUUCUUAUUUUUUUCAUCUUGUGUAGUCGUGAGUUUGAAUAGUGUUGACAUGUACUCACUUGUUUGGGCUAGAAGCACCUCAGACUUUUAGUCGUUAUUAGGUGCAAAUCAUAUCCCAAGAAUUGGUCACAGCGUUAUAAAGAUAUAGUAGUACCAC